AUGCCCUCUACUUUUCACGAAAAUUCUGCGAUCAAUACACCCUUUCAGCAUCAACGAUUAGGUAUUGCACGUCUUUUUGUCGGACAGCUUAACUUUGACGCCACCGAAAAGGAUGUUCGUCAGAUUUUUUCAUUUUAUGGUGAUGUCCUCUACGUUAAUACCUUACAGGACCAAAACGGUAAGAACACGGGAUCUGCAUUUGUGACGUAUGCCACUACAGACGAGGCUGACACCGCCAUUCAAGCCCUUCAUGACCACUAUAACAUGGGACGUGAUAAACCAUUACAGGUUUCCUAUUGCAGAAGGAGCGAUCUAAUCUCUUCUUUUGGCUAUCAACACGCGUUAGAGAUUCGUGACCGAAAUAAAUCUAACCCACUUCCACCACAACAACGUAUACAAUGA
Phytomonas sp. Hart1 is the source of this 402-nucleotide messenger RNA. The record is from the annotation of a GenBank genome assembly. NCBI's taxonomy places the organism in Eukaryota, Euglenozoa, Kinetoplastea, Trypanosomatida, Trypanosomatidae.